AUGGGGUUCUUAUUAAAAUUUGCCUUGCAUAUCCUGACCCUGGUUUCCGUCGUGAGCGCAUACGAUGACCCAUCGGUACAGCUCAACUAUGGCAACUUUCAAGGAAAAUAUGACACAACCUAUAACAUCUCGUACUUUCGCAAGAUCCCAUUUGCUGCACCUCCAAUAGGCCAAAACCGCUUUCGUGCACCCCAGCCGCCUCUCAAAAUCAACGAAAGCGUCUAUGACACAGAUCAGACCUUCGACAUGUGCCCUCAGCGCACGGUCAACGGAUCCGAAGACUGUUUAUACUUGGGCCUCUACUCUCGCCCAUGGGAUCCAUCACGGGAGUUGAAAAGACCCGUUCUGGUCGUGUUUUACGGAGGCGCAUUCAUCGAAGGCGAUGCAGCUUUCGGCAUACCGCCAAAUUCAUACCCCGUUCUCAACGCGAGCACUCUCAAUGAUUACGUGGUGAUCUAUCCCAACUACCGCACAAACGCAUUUGGCUUCCUUCCCGGCAAAGCGAUUAAAGAGUCCCCCACCUCGGAUUUGAAUCCUGGCUUGUUAGAUCAGCAGUCCGUGCUGAAGUGGGUGCAGAGCCACAUAGAGCAGUUUGGCGGGAACCCGAAGAACGUUAGCAUCUGGGGCCAAUCGGCUGGUGGAGGCUCUGUGGUGGCUCAGAUUUUAGCGAAUGGACGCAAUGGGCAACCGAAGCUUUUUUCGAAGGCUCUUGCUAGUUCUCCUUUCUGGCCAAAGUCUUACGCUUACGAUGCGCCCCAGGCUGAGGCAAUUUAUGACCAGCUGGCUAAUUUGACUGGUUGUGCUGGGUAUCAUCAUGACCAUGAGACGCUGGCUUGCUUGAAAUCUGCUGAAGUGCAGACGAUUCGGGAUGCAAGCCUUAUCAUCGAUGCUGAUAAUACAUACACUACCAGCUCGUAUACGUGGGCCCCUGUCAUUGAUGGCGAGUUCCUGGCUGACACCUUGACUGAAGCUGUUGACAAGGGUAAUUUGGAUACGGAGUUUAUCUGGGGAAUGUACAACACCCAUGAAGGACAGAAUUUUAUCCCGCCAGGACUGGCUGACACUGCUUUGACCGGCGGGUAUAAUUCAUCUGCUGAGAGCUUUCACCAGUGGUUAACCGGAUUUCUGCCUGGAUUGUCAGCGAGGCAGAUCAAAGAAGUGGAGAAUACUUAUUAUCCGGUCGAUGGCAGUUCCGAGACGAUCACCGAGUACAAUACCACCUAUAUUCGGGCUGGACUCAUCUACCGGGAUGUGGUGCUCUCUUGUCCGGCAUAUUGGGUAGCUUCGGCGGCACCAGGGAAGGGAUACGUUGGUGAAUAUUCGAUCUCUCCGGCAACACAUGGAAGUGAUGCUAUCUAUUGGAACUCUGUCAAUGCAGUCCAAGAGACAAAUCGCGUCGUCUAUGAAGGCUACGCUGGCGCAUUCGCUAGUUUCUUCCAGACAGGUGAUCCGAACGCGCACAAAUUGACCAACUCCUCCGAGCUCGGUGUACCGGAGCUGCAGAAAACAGGAGAGGAAUUUGUCAUUGUUGAUCAUGGAUUCGAGAACGAUAGGUCGGACAAAGUGGAGGCUAUCUUUGACUUCCACCGAGUUGAAAUCACAUUGUCAUCCUCAUUUGCUCUUCGCUCGGGUACAGUGUAUCUCUUAAUAUUCCGAAUCGCCCACCUCAUCAGUUAA
Messenger RNA from Penicillium longicatenatum, 1677 nucleotides. Its product is annotated as putative carboxylesterase. The record is from RefSeq and is a predicted model, not a curated record. The transcript is spliced from 3 exons. NCBI's taxonomy places the organism in Eukaryota, Fungi, Ascomycota, Eurotiomycetes, Eurotiales, Aspergillaceae. Bases 1 to 1677 code for a protein of 558 amino acids.